Molecule: messenger RNA, 564 nt
Organism: Protopolystoma xenopodis
Lineage: Eukaryota; Metazoa; Platyhelminthes; Monogenea; Polystomatidea; Polystomatidae
Source: the annotation of a GenBank genome assembly
UUGAAAGAAUCAAUUUCUGUUCAAUCUAUAAUCAUUACUUCCAUAUCUAUUUCCUUUUUCGCUAGUGGCAUAACAUCUGUCCUCUUUGACACUAAAUCAAUUUCCCUCCUCGCCUCGCUUGACACUGUGCUUCUCGAACCUGGUUCGGCAAACACUAACACUGUUCCUUUCUUCACUACAAUUUCUGCUGUUCCAGUCGAACUAUCCAAGCUGUCCUCCCUUAAAGUUGCUGAACAAUUCACAUACUUCACAUUAGCAAUGCUUUUGAUCGAGGCCUACUUCAAAACUAUUUGGUUAUACCCACUUUGCUCAGUUUUCGGAAGAAGCCUCCGUAAUGAACAAGGUAUUGUCAGUAUGUUUUUAGUUAUACUCAUGGCUCUGACACUCUGUGAAUUGAAACUAGACAUCAAACUUGCAAUCCAUGGAUUGAUUAUAUUUCCCAUACAUACGAUUCAAGAUAAGUUAUUUUCUGGUGAUUCUCAAGGAUUAGAGUCCAACUAUGCAGUUACACACGAUGGCCUUGACAUUGCCUAUUGUCCAAGUUUUGGCCCAAUUUACAUUUAG